UGACGCGAAAAUGGCGUCCUCCGCUGCCCGGCUGACUACACGCAGGUUAGCAGCAUUGGCUUCUUCUGGACACCGUAGCGGUCAAUUUUUCAUCGUCUCCGCCAGACAUGCAGGAGUUUGUUCAGCGACGAUAUCGCGGGCUCACCGGGGUGGGAUAGCGGUUGGCCUCGGCUCCUGGAGACACGGGAAUGCCGUGACAUUGAGGGGACUGACAGAGUUGAGAUUUCCCCAUGUCACCACCUGCCACUCUUUCCACACCAGCAGCAGUGUGACAAACAAGCAGGACUACUAUGAAAUCUUGGGUGUCUCACGAACUGCCGCACAAAAGGACAUCAAAAAGGCUUAUUACCAGCUGGCAAAGAAGUACCACCCCGAUACCAACCCAGAUGAUCCAGAGGCCAAAGAGAAGUUUUCCAAACUGGCCGAAGCUUAUGAGGUGCUGAGCGAUGAGGUGAAGAGGAAGCAGUAUGACACAUACGGAGCGGCGGGUUUUGACGCCAGUCGAGCUGGGGCUGGCCAGCAGCAGUACUACAGAGCUGGGGGGGCCAGUAUAGAUCCCGAAGAGCUCUUCAGGAAGAUCUUUGGAGAGUUUACUGGUGGAAUGGGCUUCGGGGACGUCCACAGCAUGUUUGACCAAAGGCCUGAGUUUGUGAUGGAGCUUACGUUCACCGAGGCAGCAAAGGGUGUGAAUAAGGAUCUGAAUGUGAACCUGGAUGAUACCUGCCCAAGGUGUGAUGGAAAGGGCAGUGAGCCGGGCACCAAGGUGUCACAUUGUCACUACUGCAAUGGCACUGGCAUGGAGUCAAUCAACACAGGUCCUUUCAUGAUGCGUACCGCCUGUCGGCGCUGUGGUGGGAAGGGUUCCAUUAUAAUCACGCCCUGUGCUCUGUGCCGAGGUUCAGGUCAAACCAAGAAGAGGCAGACACUCACUGUGCCCAUACCUGCCGGUGUGGAAAAUGGUCAGACAGUGCGCAUGUCAGUAGGACAAAGAGAAAUCCUCAUUACAUUCAGGGUCCAGAGGAGCCCAGUGUUCAGGCGCAACGGUGCAGACAUCCACUCAGACGUGCCGAUUUCUAUAGCUCAAGCCAUCCUGGGGGGCACAGCCACAGCACAGGGCCUCUACGAAACCAUCAGUAUGGUGAUUCCUCCCAGUUGCCAGGCUGAUCAGGUGAUCCGGCUGCAGGGGAAAGGCAUUCGGAGGAUGAACAGCUACAGCUACGGAGAUCACUACGUUCACAUCAAGAUCAGAGUGCCCAAGAAGCUGAGUCGGAGGCAGCGCUCUCUGCUGCUGAGUUAUGCUGAGGAGGAGACGGACGUGCAGGGAACCGUCAAUGGUGUCAGUCCUUCAACAGGAGGGGGCAGCAGCGCUUCAGGAUCUGGUGAGAAGACAACCAGCUCAGAGGAGGGACAGAAAAAGCAGCAGCAGCAGGAGCAGAAGGAGGAGGGAGGCUUCUUCUCCAAACUAAAGAAAAUGUUUAGUUGACACUCAGGCUGCAGGUAAAAAACACCAUGGUAAAGGAAGAAAAGAAAUUCACUGACUAGGCCUCCAUGCUGUUUCCUUUGGAGACUGAGCAAGGGGGAGGAAGAGAGAGGCAUAAUGGUGUUUGUGUUGACUCAGUCACACGUUGUUGGACUUGCAGUUCGCAAACAGGCCACGCAGGCAUCAGGUCCACCCACACACCCACUGGGACGUCACCACAGUCAGGUGCUGGGCUGAGAAACUCAUGUACUGCUGGAAGAGAAGAAAGAUGGUGACUACAGAUGGCUGUUGUGGUACAAUUCUCCUCCCUGCUUACUGUGUUUGAAACUCCACAGCUCCUUGAGUCUACAGACAGUCACUCUGUAUUAAAUAACACCACUUGCCAUUAAAAUGGCAGCAAAAAUUUACAGUCAACCAACACAGUAAUGCAGGUAACUUGAAAUGGAUUGUAACAGGAUGAAAAGCCAUGCAGUGUAUGAGUUUUAGGAAGUGAAAUACAGCAUGACAGUUAUUAUAAUUAUUUUUAUCUGUAACACAUUUUAGGUGUCCCAGAGUGCAAUAAUGUCCCAGAGAAGAACUAACAGAAAAGGACUGUGUAAUUUGGUACUAAUUAUAAGAAAAUGUGGGCAGUGUUCAAUUGAUGUACUGUCAGUUUAUUACAGAGUGAAGUUUGUGUACAGUGCAGCUUCCAGUUCAACAGCCGCCAAUACAAUAUGAAUAUGUACGUGGGUUAAAUGGAUCUCUGAAAGUUUUUCCAGUCUUAUUUCAGUGGUUCUUUUGAAAGGAAUGUGUCUGUAACAACUGCUGAUAAAUUCAACUCACUCUAAUUCUACUGUUGUCUAUGUACAGUUCACUAUUUUAUAAUUUCCUGGUUUGUUGUCUAAGAAGGUUGUCUCUAUUUUCUAUAUGAUUAGCACCAAAUUACAGUAAUUAAAGUAAUGUGUCACCUUUUGUUCCCCAUAUUAAACUUUGCUGGCUGUUAAAUAAACACAUUCCAGUACUGUGAAAUCUGAUAUUCCAUGGUUUUAACAAGGAUUGAAAACACAUAGACAACAGGAACCCUGAUCUUCAGUAUUUGUUACUGUCACAUCCAGACUUAGUUUUUCUCGUUAUAGUUUGUUGCACCUGUGUGUGGCAACCAAACUGUGCAAAAACCUAUUUAAAUAAA
Messenger RNA from Toxotes jaculatrix (banded archerfish), 2648 nucleotides. RefSeq names its product dnaJ homolog subfamily A member 3, mitochondrial-like. The transcript has 12 exons. Gene Ontology annotation, molecular function: ATP binding; protein kinase binding; heat shock protein binding. The record is from RefSeq and is a predicted model, not a curated record. Lineage: Eukaryota; Metazoa; Chordata; Actinopteri; Toxotidae. Gene Ontology annotation, biological process: response to heat; mitochondrion organization; negative regulation of apoptotic process. Gene Ontology annotation, cellular component: mitochondrion. The coding region runs from base 11 to 1483 and encodes 490 amino acids.